GUCCAUAUUAGGUGACCCUAAAAUUGAUAUAUAAAGAACCAAAACCUAAAGUAAUACACACAUAUGCUACCAUCUUUAGUUUCUCAUGGAUCAAGCUACCAUAAUAGAGUUUCACAAAACCUUUUCGAAAACCACCUUCAUGGCCUUCUUUAUCUUCCUAUUGGUGCUACUCAAAAUAGUUAAAAAAAGGAGUAAUAAUAGUUCCAAUGUCAAUUUACCACCAGGACCAUGGACAUUGCCUUUCAUAGGAAACAUGCAUCAGAUUAUUAUGAGCAGUUCAUGGCCCCAUCACUGCUUCAAAAAAUUGGCAGAGAAAUAUGGACCCUUAAUGCACCUAAAAUUAGGAGAAGUAUCAUUCCUAAUAGUUACUUCACCAACAAUGGCAAAAGAGGUUAUGAAAACACAUGACCUCCGUUUUUGUGAUAGGCCAAACCUUCUUUUGUCCACAAUAUGGAGUUACAACAAUACUGAUAUUAUAUUCUCUCCAUAUGGAGAAUAUUGGAGGCAAUUACGAAAGAUAUGCGUUAUAGAGCUGUUAAGUGAAAAACGUGUCCAAUCAUUUAGGUCCAUAAGAGAAGAAGAGGGUUCAAUACUAGUUAAAUCAAUUUCUUCAAGUGAAGGAUCAAUUGUUAAUCUCAAUCAUAAGAUUUCCUCAAUGAUAAGUGGGAUAACAACGCGAGCAGCUUUUGGGAAAAAGAGCAUACAUCAACAAGUGUUUAAAUCAAAAAUGAGUGAAGUAAUAGCCCUAUCGGGAGGAUUUUGUAUUGUUGAUUUGUAUCCUUCUAUUAAAAUGCUUCAAAGGGUGAGUUCGGCGAAGACUAAAAUGGAAAAAAUUCAAAGAGAGCUUGAUAUGAUAUUGCAAGACAUCAUCAAUGAUCACAAAAGUAAUCAUAGAGAAGAAAGCAAGGAUGAAGAUCUAGUUGAUGUUCUUCUCAAAAUUCAACAAGAAAAUGAUCCCUCACAACAUCCCUUGACUGAUGAUGGUAUUAAAUCAGUCAUUCUGGACAUAUAUGCUGCUGGUACUGAAACAUCGUCAGAGGUUAUAUUAUGGGCGAUGUCUGAGAUGGUAAAGAACCCAAAAGUAAUGGAAGUAGCACAAUCUGAGGUAAGAAGAGUGUUUGAUAAAAAGGGGUAUGUGGAUGAGACAGAGUUGCACCAAUUGAUAUACUUAAAGUCUGUCAUCAAAGAGACGCUGAGAUUGCAUCCUGUUGUACCAUUGUUGCUUCCGAGAGAAUGUAGGGAGCGAUGCCAAAUCAAUGGGUACGAUAUUCCGGUCAAGACAAGGGUUGCUGUCAAUGUUUGGGCGAUUGGACGAGAUCAAAGGUAUUGGGUUGAAGCUGAGAGUUUUAAACCCGAGAGAUUUGUUAACAGCGAAUUUAAUUUUAAAGGUACAAACUUUGAAUACAUACCAUUUGGUGCUGGAAGGAGGAUAUGUCCUGGCAUUACAUUUGGCUUACCCAACGUUGAAUUGCCUCUUGCUCAGUUACUUUACCACUUUGAUUGGAAGCUUCCCAAUAAAAUGAAGAAUGAAGAACUAGAUAUGACAGAGUCAUUUGGGGCUACAUUACGAAGAAAACAUGACCUAUGCUUGAUUCCUUUUACUCGUCAUCUUUGACAUGUGUUGCCUAAUUAGCAAGCAAGUUCACAAAGCAUUUAAGUUUUCGUAUACUACUUUCAACGUUUAGUAAUUGAACAAUGGCU
Messenger RNA from Trifolium pratense (red clover), 1701 nucleotides. Its product is annotated as cytochrome P450 71D10-like. The record is from RefSeq and is a predicted model, not a curated record. Gene Ontology annotation, molecular function: monooxygenase activity; iron ion binding; heme binding. Lineage: Eukaryota; Viridiplantae; Streptophyta; Magnoliopsida; Fabales; Fabaceae. The coding region runs from base 86 to 1615 and encodes 509 amino acids. The transcript is spliced from 2 exons.